Schistocerca gregaria is the source of this 1312-nucleotide messenger RNA. RefSeq lists its product as uncharacterized. The coding region runs from base 377 to 1294 and encodes 305 amino acids. Lineage: Eukaryota; Metazoa; Arthropoda; Insecta; Orthoptera; Acrididae. The record is from RefSeq and is a predicted model, not a curated record. Gene Ontology annotation, molecular function: mRNA binding; enzyme activator activity. Gene Ontology annotation, cellular component: P-body. The transcript has 5 exons. Gene Ontology annotation, biological process: deadenylation-independent decapping of nuclear-transcribed mRNA; deadenylation-dependent decapping of nuclear-transcribed mRNA; positive regulation of catalytic activity.
AAGAACUGCUCGCAAGUCAAACUCGGCCUCUUCUGCACCCCCUCGUCCUCGUCCUCUCUACUGUCCUCCUCAGCCUCCCUCGCGUCCUCCACUUCUCCUCCCGCAUCCACCUUCUCCCAAUAACCGGGAUCCGUCAAUCUGUUGAUCGCGUAGGCACACGCCGCAAACCCCCCCAGUAACGCCACCUUCUUCUUCAUCGGCUGCAUCGACAAGAACCGACUCAACACCCCGAUUACCACCAUCUUCCCAGAUCGCCGAUAAAUACUGUUUGCACCCCCCCCCAAGAGCGCCUUCUUGUCUGAGCUCCCUUGUCCUUAUCAAGCAAAAAAAAAAAAAUCCAUCGACACCCUUUCUCUAUAAACGGUUCGAAACAAAGAUGCACUAUCGCAACGCUCUCCUCAAACCUCUCAAACACCCCCACUUCGCUCUCCUCCAGUGCGCUCCCAGGAACACGACCCGCACUCUCGCCAAACGGCCACCAAGCCUCCGUCUCUGCCUCUCUGGCCUCGACGCCGAGCAAAAACUUUUUUUCGUCGCACUUUUUUCCAUUUUUCGAAGCUGCGGCCUCCUUGUAACCGCCCAAAUGUCCGCGUCCCUAGACCCGGAGAAAGCCUUCAACCUAAAAGUCCUUAAAAGACACGACCCGGAAAUCGUCGAUAUCGUCGGCCACGCUCGCCACGUCGUCAUCUACAGCUAUUUGGGCGGGCAAUGGAGCAGAGAGAACGUCUGCGGUCCACUGUUCCUGGUCAAGCGAGCCUCUGCGCCCUCCUUUCGCAUCAUGGUGAUGAACCAGAAGUAUAUCGAGCCAUUCGUGGAGGAUGUCGGGGGCGAGGACAGGUUCCAAUUCGAGGUUGAGGAGGACCUGUUAAUGUACUCGAACUCUCACUCGGAAGACAGAGGCAUUUGGUUCUACGAUAAAGAAGAGUGUCAAGAGUUUGCGAGGCUAUUGAACUUAAUUGUACCGUUGGUGAAAGACGAGUGCCGAGAGCAGUUCAGUUCUAGCGUCAAGUAUGAUCUCGAGGAGAAAGUAUUCUGGGAAGAGACCGAAUGUCCGAGGAGGCCGUGCCUGUACAAGAAGAAAAAGCCGAGGCCGCUAAUGCCAUUCGUACUGGGGAACGUGUACAGAAGCAUGAUUUCGAACAGCUGUCCGAUCUGGAUCCAUCUGAAUUCGAGGAAACCAGCAUCCAGAGACGAGUUCAAAAAAGCGGUGACGGAUUUGAUUAGGAGCGAAGACGCGUUGGAUGCAUUGUACGGUCUGUAUCUUGAGAAGAAAGAGUUACCUGGAUGUGUCUAGAAAAAGCAUACGAAAAAA